Penicillium malachiteum is the source of this 1470-nucleotide messenger RNA. RefSeq names its product glycoside hydrolase family 1 protein. Bases 1 to 1470 code for a protein of 489 amino acids. Gene Ontology annotation, biological process: carbohydrate metabolic process. Gene Ontology annotation, molecular function: beta-glucosidase activity. The transcript has 4 exons. Lineage: Eukaryota; Fungi; Ascomycota; Eurotiomycetes; Eurotiales; Aspergillaceae. The record is from RefSeq and is a predicted model, not a curated record.
AUGGGAUCAAUUGAGCAAUCUAUUCUGCCGGCCGAUUUCUUGUGGGGGUUCGCGACAGCCGCCUACCAGAUUGAGGGUGGCGCCAAUGAGGAUGGUCGUGGACCUUCGAUCUGGGAUACCUUCUGCAAGAUCCCUGGGAAGAUCGCUGGUGGCGGGUCUGGCGAUGUGGCUUGUGACUCCUACCACCGAACUCACGAGGACAUUGCCUUAUUAAAAUCAUGCGGUGCACAAGCCUAUAGAUUCUCGAUUUCAUGGCCGCGAAUAAUUCCCAAUGGAGGUCGCAACGACCCUGUCAACAAGAAAGGGAUACAAUUCUACCAGCAAUUCGUCGACGAUCUAAUCGAUGCAGGGAUCACCCCCAUGGUAACCCUGUUCCACUGGGAUCUGCCAGAUGAGCUCGACAAACGCUACGGAGGUCUUUUGAACAAAGAGGAAUUCGUUGCCGAUUUCUCAAACUACGCCCGGGUGGUAUUCCAAGCACUCAGUCCCAAGGUCAAGCACUGGAUCACAUUCAACGAGCCCUGGUGCAGCUGUGUUUUCGGUUACAACACAGGGUACUUUGCGCCAGGUCACACCAGCGACCGCAGCAAGAGCCAAAUUGGCAAUGGAUCGACAGAACCGUGGAUUGCGGGCCACAACAUUCUAAUAGCACACGGGGCGGCGGUGAAAAUCUAUCGAGAGGAAUUUAAACCCAGCUUCGGAGGGGAGAUUGGUAUUACAUUGAAUGGUGACUGGGCCGAACCUUGGGACCCAGAAAAUCCAGCCGACAUCGAAGCCUGUGACCGCAAGAUCGAGUUUGCCAUCUCCUGGUUCGCCGAUCCCAUUUAUCAUGGCAAAUAUCCAGAUAGCAUGAUCAAACAGUUGGGGGACCGACUACCAACUUGGGAACCUGAAGAUAUCGCUCUUGUCUUUGGCAGCAAUGAUUUCUACGGAAUGAACCAUUACUGUGCUAACUAUAUUCGUGCCAAAACUGGAGAGCCUGAGUUGAACGACAUAGCAGGCAAUCUUGAACUCCUCCUUGAAGAUAAAAAUGGCCAUAGCAUUGGGCCAAUUACACAGUCCCCCUGGCUGCGACCGUGCGCGCUGGGAUUCCGAAAACUGAUGGUGUGGCUUAGCGAACGUUACGGAUACCCCAAAAUCUAUGUCACUGAAAAUGGCACUAGCGUUCUGGGCGAGAAUGAUAUGCCUAUUGACCAACUUUUGGAUGAUGAAUUUCGGGUACAAUACUUCCGAGAUUACAUUGGGGCCAUGGCGGAUGCAUACACCAUUGACAAGGUCAAUGUUCGUGCAUAUUUGGCGUGGAGCCUUAUGGAUAACUUCGAAUGGGCUGAAGGUUAUGAGACACGGUUUGGUGUGACCUUUGUGGACUAUGAGAACGACCAGAAGAGAAUUCCUAAGAAGAGUGCGAGGAGCAUCCAGGGCAUUUUCGAGACUUAUAUUGACACUAGUAAGCCCCUAGCCAGAUUUUGA